CAUGGCAACCACAUUCAGGCGCUUUUUCUGUGACGUCACAGGUCCUGUGUCCGACAUUGUCCACACAAACUGCUGCAGAAACGACUCUGACAUUGCCUCUUGUUUAACCAAACCGCGAAUGGAUCGCAGCUUAAAACGCCGGCAGGUGAAGCCACUUGCUGCCUCUCUCCUAGACGCCCUUGACUAUGACAGCUCAGACGACAGUGACUUUGAAGUGGGAGAUGCCUCAGGAUCAGAAGGUACAGGCAACGGCAGUGACGAGGAAGGCUCCAAAGUGAGUGCCGCAGGUUCAGAAAGUGACUCAGACCAUGCUGCUUCCGCAGAUGACGGCAUAGACGAGGAAGAGGCCAAAGAUUUAGCCGUCGAAGACAACUUAACAGAAGACGAGGAAAGGACGAAACAGCAGCCCUCGUCCGAGAGCCCGUCUAAAGACGACUCCUCCGGCACACCACCAAAAGGUCGACGCAAGAGCAGAAAAACUGCCGAGUCCGAGCCUCCCGCUCUUGCCGUUGAGUCUGCCUCUUCCACGUCAACUGUUGUAAACCCCGAUGAGAAUCAGGCGGAGACAAAGAAAUGGAACUUCCGCAGGAAUCGACCCUUGCUGGACUUCACAACCAUGGAGGAGCUGAACGAGAUGGACGAUUACGACAGUGAAGACGAUAAUGACUGGAGACCCACGGGGAAGAAGAAAAACAAAGCGGCGACUCAGAAAGGGGGCACCGAGGAAGAGGAAGGGGGCAGUGCUAGUGAGGAUGAUGACGACGAUGACGACGACGAUGAUGACGAGGAGGACGGGGACGGUGAUAAUGAUAAGGAAGAUGGCGAUGAUAACAACAGUAGCAGUGACAGUGAAAAAGAGGUGAAGAAGCAUGUGAAAAAGGCAAAGACCACCAGUAACUUUGAUGAAGAGCUGACCAAUGACAGCAUGUCCCAAGGAAAAGGCAACGAGGAUGCCUUGCUGGACCGCUCUCAGAACUGGAGUACUCAGCACAUCCUGAUCUGCUGCGUCUGUCUGGGAGACAACAGUGAAGAUGCUGAUGAGAUCAUCCAGUGUGACAAUUGUGGUGUGACGGUCCACGAAGGCUGUUACGGCGUGGACGGCGAAAGCGACUCGAUCAUGAGCUCAGCCUCGGAGAACUCGACCGAGCCGUGGUUCUGUGAUGCCUGUAAGAACGGCGUGACUCCCAGCUGUGAGCUUUGCCCGAACCAGGACGGCAUCUUCAAAGAAACCGAUGCCGGGAGAUGGGUUCAUGUGGUCUGUGCACUUUAUGUUCCUGGAGUAGCAUUUGGAGACAUUGAUAAACUACGGCCAGUGACGCUCACCGAGAUGAAUUAUUCAAAAUACGGCGCAAAGGAGUGCAGUUUUUGUGAGGACACUCGCUUUGCCAGGACGGGUGUGUGCAUCAGCUGUGACGCCGGAAUGUGUCGAUCCUACUUCCAUGUCACCUGUGCGCAGAGGGAGGGACUUCUGUCCGAGGCCGCAGCAGAGGAGGAUAUUGCAGAUCCAUUUUUUGCAUACUGCAAACAACAUGCAGACCGUUUCGACAGGAAGUGGAAAAGGAAGAAUUAUCUGGCGCUGCAGUCCUACUGUAAGGUCUCCUUGCAAGAGCGAGAGAAGCAGCUUACUCCCGAAGCUCAGGCUCGGAUCUCCACUCGCCUGCAGCAGUACAGGGCAAAAGCGGAAUUGUCCAGGAACACCAGGCCACAGGCAUGGGUGCCCCGGGAAAAACUGCCACGCCCGCUUACGUCGAGCGCUUCAGCCAUUAGGAAACUCAUGAGAAAGGCAGAGCUGAUGGGCAUAAGCACCGACAUCUUCCCCGUAGACACGUCCGACACCAACGCCAGCAUGGACGGACGAAGGAAACAUAAGCAGCCUGCCCUCACAGCUGACUUUGUCAAUUACUAUCUAGAGCGGAACAUGCGAAUGAUCCAGAUCCAGGACAACAUCUCUGAACAGAAGAACUUGAAAGAUAAGCUGGAGAGCGAGCAAGAAAAACUGCACGUGGAGUACAACAAGCUCUGUGAGUCUCUGGAGGACCUGCUGAAUGUGAAUUCCGAGUUGCGUACUGACGGUCAGGCUAUGUGGAAUCUGAUGGGAGGAAUCCUGGGCCAGAAACUCAACACUCCAGCUGUUCUUAAAGCUCCAAAAGAGAGGAAGCCAAGCAAGAAAGAAGGAGGAACCCAGGGGAAGUCUUCCAGUCUGCCAGCCAUCCUGUACAGUUGUGGCAUCUGUAAGAGAAACCAGGACCAACAUCUGUUGGUGCUGUGUGACACCUGUAAGCUCUACUACCACCUAGGCUGCCUGGAGCCCCCACUGACACGCAUGCCCAAGAAGACCAAGAACAGCUACUGGCAGUGCUCCGAGUGUGACCAGGCCAGCAGUGAUGAGGCUGAUAUUGCCAUGGAAACGCUACCUGAUGGUACCAAAAGGUCCAGGAGGCAGAUCAAAGGUCCAAUCAAAUUCAUACCGCAGGAAAUGUCGCCGGAGCCGAAGAAACACCAAGUGAGAGGCACGAGAACCAGAGGACAGAAGAGAAAGAGGAUCCUCACAUGUGACGAGAAAGAAGAAAAAAUCGAGGAACCGCUGCCACGAGAACGCCGCCAACGGCAAUCUGCGAUGCAGAAAAAACCCAAAGCUGAAGACACCAGGACCGAGUGCACGACGUGCAAAGGGCCAGGAGACAAUGAAAACCUAGUCAGGUUGUGAGAGCCGGGGGCAGCCACCUCACCGGCCGUAAAAACGCGGGGGAGAUGACCAUUGGCUUAGAGAGGCAAAUUGAGGCGUUGGUGAAGAUUGGUGCUCGGGUCUGGCUGAAGAAUGAGAUCGCCACACCGGCCCCAACCACAACCAACGCUGAUCCACAGUGGACCGACAACUGAAAAAUUGACUGGGAGGUUUCACGAAUUAUGGGAUCCAAACCAUAAAUGACAACAAUAUAAAUAUGUCCAGGUGCAUCUAUGCAACGGUCUGCUCAUAACGUAAUAUGUUUGGGGUUUUUUUUUUUGAUGCGAUAUUUACAUAAGUCUUCAGACCAGAAGGUUUCCAGAUUGGUAUAAAAUGAAUUCAUCAUAGGCGACGGAAAGACGAGGUUAGUUUCUCAGAAGAUUCCAAUUUGGAGUAGACUAAAUUUCUACUUAAAGUUAAUAUUUCAAUGCACAAAUUCAAAUCCUAAACGCCUUUCUGGUCUGUACCAUACACAAGUAUUGUUUUAAAAGUAAGCCUAGAUUCAAAAUGCACUAAAAACGCCUCCGGCUCUGCUCCGGUUUGACCUGCUUCGCUUUCUCAGUGAACUUUUUCUUCACUUGUCAGGGUUGAUUUUGGUAUACAGGAGCAAGCUAUUCAUAUACGUUCUAAAGAGAGCUGUCUUAUCAGUAAACAGAUUCCUCUAUACUAGUUGUCAGUACCAAUUCUAUGGAUGGAUAAAAAAAAAAAAAAAAACGAAUACUCUCAUUGCUAGUCUACUGUUCUGCACUUCCACCUCCCGAUCAAACCUCUCACCGAUGCUAAUCAGUUCUAUUGGAUCUGAAGAUUCGAAAAAUGUGAAUAAUUCUAACUGCAAUUAACCGUGGUUUUUUUUUUUUUUUUUAAGAUGUUUGUGUUGUGGUGUAUUUUAAUAGGUAGGUGAAGGAGCAGUUUUAAGAAAUGUCCCCUUUUUUUAUAGAACGUCCAUACUUUUUUCUAGUAGAUCAGUUACGGCAGUCGUUGCUGCCUAAAGGUGUCUGUGAUUCCUUGAGAUUAGUGUAGUUACUGGUAAUAGCACUGAAAUUUGAAAGUCCAAGUGUCUGAUGUGCCCCUGGGUUUUUUUUUUUUUGGUCUCUUUUUGUCGGUAUCUUGAAGUGACAGGUUAAGUUGACGCGUCCUCAGAGAGAAGCCCAGCUUUUUCUUCGCAACCUGGUUUGCCAAGUCGGUGCUGUCAAAACAGCUGCUACAUGCUCUGUCUCGGUUCACGACACGUGUCGCAUUGUGCUAGGGUUCAAUAUGCAUGCUUUUGGGAAAAGUAAUUCAAAUACAUUUUUCAAAUUUUUUUUUUUUUUUGUUGUCUUCGGUGACACAGUUAUGCGUGACCCCUUUAUCUUACCACUUGUGCUCAGUCACUUUGAAUACAGCAGGUCAUCUAUACAAUACUUGCUAACCGUGAUCAGUAAAAUACAACGUAAACAAACGGUUUGUUCCCCUAUACUUUGAAUGUCAGGUAGCCGAGUAGUGUCAUAUAUAACGUGUACAGUAUUUAUUAAACACUUUUCUGUUGUGUUUUCUUUUGUGCAUAAAUAAUUUUUUUUUAAUAAACAUUUUUCAAGGUCUUUUUAAACUAUUUCGAUCCGGACCUUGACGAUCAUAGCGCACUACAAAACAUUAACAUUUUUCACCGAUUUGAAAAGUCUUGCAAACCAACAGACUCGGUCCUGCAAAUUUUUUGCCUGAUGACUGAACAGGCGCUUAACCCAAAAUUUGCGCUUAACCUAAAAUUU
Molecule: messenger RNA, 4470 nt
Organism: Cynoglossus semilaevis (tongue sole)
Lineage: Eukaryota; Metazoa; Chordata; Actinopteri; Pleuronectiformes; Cynoglossidae
Gene: phf14
Product: PHD finger protein 14
Exons: 18
Coding region: 2-2707 (901 amino acids)
Biological process (GO): regulation of transcription by RNA polymerase II
Source: RefSeq, a predicted model, not a curated record